Gadus macrocephalus (Pacific cod) is the source of this 2203-nucleotide messenger RNA. RefSeq names its product ATP-binding cassette, sub-family B (MDR/TAP), member 7 (gene abcb7). The record is from RefSeq and is a predicted model, not a curated record. Gene Ontology annotation, molecular function: ABC-type transporter activity; ATP binding; ATP hydrolysis activity. Gene Ontology annotation, biological process: intracellular iron ion homeostasis; transmembrane transport. Gene Ontology annotation, cellular component: mitochondrial inner membrane. The transcript is spliced from 15 exons. The coding region runs from base 39 to 2087 and encodes 682 amino acids. Lineage: Eukaryota; Metazoa; Chordata; Actinopteri; Gadiformes; Gadidae.
GAUUUGGUGACGAGUCUAUUGCGUCAUAACCAGGCAACAUGGCGCCGAUGUUGGUCUCGCUGAAAUGUGGAUUUUAUUACCAAAGACGGAGAUUAGCUGUUCUGUUUCGCCAAACGAGUUCGUAUCACGCGUGGAACAAAAGUGAGAAACCCAGCAGAUUGGAUCCUAAACAUCAGAGAAGAUAUCUGUUAAAUUCACCUUCAAAUCUCAGAACAGCAUCAUGGCAUGUCGGCAGGAGCGAAAACAGUCGGCAGAUAUUGGAAGCAGCCAAACAUUUGCAGGUCAACCACACGAGAACGUGUUGGCAUGGAAGUGCAGGUGGCCGUCUAAAUGCGGAUCCCAAAAAUGUGCUGAAGGAGGUCAACUCUACCCAGAUCCUAUCUGCAAUGCUGUCCUACGUGUGGCCAAAGGACCGACCAGACCUCAGGGCCCGAGUUGUCCUCUCUCUUGGGCUCCUUGCUGGAGCAAAGAUGACUAAUGUGACGGUGCCGUUCAUGUUUAAGUAUGCGGUGGACGAACUCAACCAGAUGUCGGGACACAUGCUGAACCUGAGUGACGCGCCAAGCACUGUGGCUACCAUGGCAACGGCGGUGCUGAUUGGCUACGGCGCCUCGCGGGCCUGCGCCUCCCUCUUCAACGAGCUGCGGAACGCCGUGUUCGGCAAGGUGGCCCAGAGCUCCAUCCGCCGCAUCGCCAAGAACGUCUUCCUGCACCUGCACAACCUGGACCUGGGCUUCCACCUCAGCCGCCAGACGGGCGCGCUCUCCAAGGCCAUCGACCGCGGCACACGGGGCAUCUCCUUCGUGCUCAGCGCCCUGGUGUUCAACCUGGGCCCCACCAUCUUCGAGAUGGGCCUGGUCAGCGCCAUCCUGUACUACAAGUGCGGCGGGCACUUUGCGGCCGUGGCGGUGGGCACCUUAUCGAUGUACGCGGCCUUCACCAUUCUGGUCACUCAGUGGAGGACCCGCUUCCGGAUAGAGAUGAACAAGGCAGACAACGAGGCAGGCAACGCCGCCAUCGACUCUCUGCUCAACUACGAGACCGUCAAGUACUUCAACAAUGAAAAGUACGAGGCAGAGCGAUACGACAACUACCUGAAGACCUACGAGUCGUCGUCACUGAAGACCACCAGCACGCUGGCGCUGCUCAACUUCGGCCAGAGUGCCAUCUUCAGCGUGGGCCUGACUGGCAUCAUGGUGCUCGCCAGCAAGGGCAUCAUGGCAGGUACGAUGACGGUGGGAGACCUGGUCAUGGUCAACGGCCUGCUGUUCCAGCUCUCGCUUCCCCUCAAUUUCCUGGGCACCGUGUACCGAGAGACCAGACAAGCGCUCAUAGACAUGCACACGUUGUUCACCCUGCUCAGCGUCGACCCCAAGAUCAAGGAGCGUGAUCUGGCCCCGAUGCUGGCGGUCGAACCGCAGGACGCCACCAUCCGCUUCGAGGACGUGUACUUCGAAUACAUGGACGGCCAGAAGGUGCUGACGGGCGUGUCCUUCGACGUGCCCGCGGGGAAGAAGGUGGCCAUCGUCGGUGGCAGCGGGUCAGGGAAGAGCACCAUCGUGCGACUGCUGUUCCGCUUCUACGAGCCCCAGCAGGGGAACAUCUACAUCGGGGGCCAGAACAUCCGGGACGUCAGCCUGGACAGCCUGCGCAGGGCUCUGGGUGUCGUGCCACAGGACGCCGUGCUGUUCCACAACACCAUCUACUACAACCUGCUGUACGGCAACAUCCACGCGUCGCGGGAGGACGUGUACCAGGUGGCGCGGCUGGCGGGCCUCCACGACGCCAUCCUCAAGAUGCCCCACGGUUACGACACGCAGGUCGGCGAGAGGGGACUCAAGCUAUCGGGAGGGGAGAAGCAGCGGGUCGCCAUCGCCCGGGCCAUCCUCAAGCAGCCGCCCAUCCUGUUGUACGACGAGGCCACGUCCUCCUUGGAUUCCAUCACAGAAGAGAACAUUCUCAAUUCAAUGAAGGAGAUGGUGAAGGACAGGACCUCCAUGUUCAUCGCCCACAGGCUUUCCACCAUCGUGGAUGCUGAUGAGAUUAUCGUACUCAGUCAGGUAAGAAAGCGAGCAUGUUAUAUCUGAUCCGCGGGCCUCGGUUGAAACGUGGUUCAUUUUGGUCCUCUCCAGAAAAAAAAGCCCUCUUUCAAAUGGGUUCCUGCAGCCAAUUACGAGAGCGUCUACCACGCCGGGUGUUAACA